CCUUCGCACAGUCUUUUUGACCCUACGCGGCUUCCGUACACAGCGUGGAUUCAAUGACAUUCUGAGCUUUCAUAAGUCAUUUCGCUUUAACACGGUUUAAAGAUGUCGUUAACCUUUUUAUUCAGAACAAUUACAAAAGACUUUGCAAAGGUCAAUACUUACCAUGUACAGUCAUUACACACAGGUCUUCAGCUCCUUGCAGCUGAUAAAUCUCUCCUGUUAAAACUGCGGAAAAUCACCGGCUACACUUUCAUUAACUGCAAGAAAGCCCUAGAGACGUUUGAUAAUGACAUUGCACAGGCAGAGACCUGGCUAAAUGAGCAGGCGCAGAAGGAGGGCUGGAACAAAGCAAACAAGCUGGAGGGUCGCAAAGCCAAAGAGGGGCUGGUUGGCCUGUUUAUGGGACAUAAAGCUGCAGUUAUGGUGGAGGUUAACUGUGAGACAGACUUUGUUGCCCGCAAUGAAAAGUUCCAGCAGCUGGUUAAGGAAGUGGCGUUUGCAACCUUGGCUCACCACCGGAAUAAAACAAAAAGCCAGGACGGAUAUGUGAAGAGUGUCCUGGUAGGUGAUGAGUUAAACAAGCUCAGUUUGGCAGAAGGAGCUUCACUUUCUGACAGGGUGGCUCUCACAAUUGGUCGCCUCGGGGAGAACCUGUCGGUGCGGCGGGCAGUUAUGGUGGGUGUCCCGGCUGAGUGGAACAUUGGCUCAUACGUACAUGGUGGUGUGAGCGGCCAGACGGAGGUGGCCAUGGGUCGGUACGGCGCCCUGGUCAUUUUCCAGGGUGGAGCGGAUGGAGCGCAGCAAGUUCUCGGGCGUAAGCUGGGACAGCACAUAGUGGGAGAGUCCCCUGUGUCCCUGGGCAACAUGGAGGACCUGCCCUGUGGGGAAAGUGAGACCCGCCUGCUGCCUCAAACUUUCCUGGGGGAUCCAAGCAGGACUGUGGCUCAGUUCCUCAGAGGUCAACAGGCUCGAGUGCUUGACUUUGUCCGAUUUCAGUGUGGCGAGACAACGAGCGAAGAAGCCAAAUGAAGGAAGAUCAUUUAUCUUAAAGGAUUUUUCAUGUGUCUUAAUUGAAAAUGAAGAUGAAAUGCCCAUUUAUCCAUCAGUCAAACAGUAUCAGCAUGAAUUACAAAGCUAUAUAUAUACAGGUCAACCAGCAAAUGACUAAUCCAACAAUAAAGUGUGUUUUUUUCCCCCUGGAAAUCUGUAUCGAAA
Molecule: messenger RNA, 1215 nt
Organism: Eleginops maclovinus (Patagonian blennie)
Lineage: Eukaryota; Metazoa; Chordata; Actinopteri; Perciformes; Eleginopidae
Gene: tsfm
Product: Ts translation elongation factor, mitochondrial
Exons: 6
Coding region: 103-1029 (308 amino acids)
Biological process (GO): mitochondrial translational elongation
Cellular component (GO): mitochondrial matrix
Molecular function (GO): protein binding; translation elongation factor activity
Source: RefSeq, a predicted model, not a curated record